AUGGCACAGGAAGCAGGAUUAAUUCCCCCACCACCCCACUUAUCGGAUCCGCGAUUCACACUUGAACUCGAGUUCGUUCUGUCGCUCGCAAACCCCUACUACAUCUCCCACCUCGCCGUAACGUAUCCACACCUACUAGGCAUCUCCUCUCAGUCUGCAACGCGCUCGGAAAGUGAUAAUCCAUCGACAUCGCCUGAAGCUCAAGCGUUUGCAGCAUAUCUUGCCUAUCUUUACGAUUACUGGAAGCGGCCUGAGUAUGUUCAGUUCUUGACUCAUCCCCAGGCCACCCUGAGGACUUUGCGGCUGCUACAGGAGGAGUCGUUUCGUGUUGCGGUGAUUAGGCCGCAGGUUAUCGAAACCCUUCUUGGUACGCCACCCGACGUUGCCGUGCAGGUUGAAGAGGGAGACAAUGGGAAGAAGGGCAUAGAAAGUGGGACAGAGAGCAAAGACACCGCUACUAUUUGA
Messenger RNA from Ophidiomyces ophidiicola, 465 nucleotides. RefSeq names its product Mediator of RNA polymerase II transcription subunit 31 (gene soh1). Gene Ontology annotation, cellular component: mediator complex; core mediator complex. Gene Ontology annotation, biological process: regulation of transcription by RNA polymerase II. Bases 1 to 465 code for a protein of 154 amino acids. Gene Ontology annotation, molecular function: transcription coregulator activity. The transcript has a single exon. The record is from RefSeq and is a predicted model, not a curated record. Lineage: Eukaryota; Fungi; Ascomycota; Eurotiomycetes; Onygenales; Onygenaceae.